Messenger RNA from Frankliniella occidentalis (western flower thrips), 2171 nucleotides. Its product is annotated as autophagy-related protein 16-1-like. Gene Ontology annotation, molecular function: protein binding. The transcript has 5 exons. The record is from RefSeq and is a predicted model, not a curated record. Bases 61 to 678 code for a protein of 205 amino acids. Gene Ontology annotation, cellular component: autophagosome membrane. Gene Ontology annotation, biological process: autophagosome assembly. Lineage: Eukaryota; Metazoa; Arthropoda; Insecta; Thysanoptera; Thripidae.
AUUGCUUUUUUUCCUCUUGUUUGUUGGCAGCACACCCUCACGGGCCACAGCGGGAAGGUGAUGGCGGCCAAGUUCCUGGAGCAGGCCAAGGUGGUCACAGGCAGCCACGACCGCACCCUCAAGAUCUGGGACCUGCGGAGCCGAGCGUGUAUCGAGACCAAGUUUGCAGGCUCGAGCUGUAACGACCUGGUGACGGGCGACGGUUCGGGGACUACCAUCAUCAGCGGCCACUUUGACAAGCGGAUCCGGUUUUGGGACUCACGGACGGAAGCCUCCUCCGUCAACGACAUCGUGCUGCAGGGGAAGAUCACCUCCCUCGACCUUUCGCGAGAUGGAAAAUACCUUCUGAGCUGCGUUCGGGAUGACUCUUUAAAGAUGCUGGACCUCCGGAUGAACACCAUUGUUUGCUCGUUCACGGCUGACGGAUUCAAGGUGGGCUGUGACUUUACUCGCGCAGCCUUCAGCCCGGACGCCCACUACAUCGCAGUGGGUGCGGCGGAUGGUUCCGUGUACAUCUGGAACGUGGACACGAACAAGGUGGAGCACAUCCUCAAGGAGCACCAACCCUGGUUUGGUUUGCCUAGGAGCGCUGUGACGGCCGUAUCGUGGCAUCCCUACGGCAGUUUCCUCCUCAGCGUGGAUCGCGCCAAGACCGCAGUGGUAUGGGGUGACGCGUAGCGAACGGAACCACUCAAUCUGUCGUCUGCAAGACCAGCCGUCAGGCUGACCUGACUUAAAGUCACUAACUGCUCAGUUCCCUUGAGCUCAACUCGAUGGGGGCAAAUCUUGUAUUACUUUGUAAAUAGUGGGUAAAGGUGUGUGUCUGUGUGUGAUAUUGUGCUCGUGUGCCUACGUUACAAAUGCUAUUUUUGUAUAGCAGCUUUGUGUUCUUCUCGGAACGUGAUCGCGCGUGACCGGAAAGAUGAACAAAGAAUGUCGUAUCAGCCACAAAUCUUGUGGAUCCAACCCUAAAAAGUACCUGAUCUAGUCGACGCCUUAUCACGUAGUGAAAAGAAACUGAAUUAUAGCAAAUGCCAGAAGAGGUUAUGAAAUUCUAUAAUUCCUUUACCUUCAGUACUUGAAGGAAAAUUAUGUAACCCUUUGUGUUCAUUUUCUUCUAAUGUUAUUAAUUUUAUGAGGUUGCCGCUGUCUCCACUGAAUCCAGAUUUGUGAUGAAUUAAUCUCUAUAACUGCCAUAUAACUUGUGUUUUGUGAUAUCUUCGAUUUAUCAUGUUUCUGUACAUGAAGACUUUAAAUUGAUAACUCAUGAAGAAUAGGGGAAAAUGAUCAAUAAUAAGAUGUGAUAACUCUCUGUUAUACUUUACUCUGCACGUUGUUUAAAGUCUUCAUGGCAAAAUCAAUAAAUUAAAGUAAUCGCAAAUAUGAGUUGACUUUUGUUACGAAAGUAUUACAAAUCCAGAUACAGUGUCAACAAAAUAAAUGGCAACGGUGAAAUUUAGAGUAUACUUUGAUUUUGUGCGCCUUACCUAUGUAUCUAAUACGUAAUUUGUUUAUUUUCUUUGCUAUAAUCAGGCCUGGAAUAUUGUGAUAUUUUCAGAACAUAUAGUUCCGUCUAAUGCGGACUACUCAGCGACUAAAUGGCUGAAAACGUUUUGCCUAAUGUAUCUUCAACAAUCAUUGCAAUCAUGUUACUUAUUAUGUUUUACACAUUCCGAUUAAUAACGAUGGUUGGGACCACGCAAUGCACUUCAUUCUCAAGUUAUUUUAAUUUUUUCUGUUAACAUGUUCUCAGUAUUUUAAAUGAAAUUGCUUAGCUCCACGUGUUCUAUACACGAUGCUUAUAUGAAUCCUUACUUUCUCCCGCACUGUAUACAACUUUCCUCUUCCCCCAUUCGCAAGGAAUCGUAUACUUUGUCAACCGAGAUAAGUAUUUUUUUUUUCUGAAUGUAACGCAAAUAGUGGAAAGACGUAAUAGCCCCUGAUCCCAUCUGCCUCACCCACUGUUAAUAUUGUACUAUUGUUACUAUUGUGAAGAAUUUCUGACGUUUCUUUCUAAACAUAUUUUUGUACUUCAGAUAUAUUGCAUCACUGUUCUUAUGAAAAUUGGUCUCGUGUUCGGUUUUAGUAACUGUAUUGCAUCUUUUAGCAAUGUGUUACCUGUACUUACAAUUAUUUCACAAAUCAAAAUAAAGCUAAUGAAACUACCCUAA